AUGAAGAAGUCUUUGGCAGGGGCAAAUGAUUUAAUUGCUGUGAAUACUUAUCAAAUAAAAAGAUACAAAUCAACAAAUUCAAGAAAUCAAACAAUUUUACAUAAAUUAAAUAGCAUCAGCAAGGUAGACCCAUCGAUAUCAUUCACAGAUAAUACAUCAUAUCUUCAAAACGAACAAGAAUCGUCGGUUGAUCCUCAUGAUUACACUCGAUUUGAAGACCCAAUACUGGCAAAUAUAACAUCCGCUAUGUAUCGUCAACUUCAACCUAUCACCCCCAAUGAUUCGUUUGUAUCUUGUACCACAUUCAAUAGUCAGGGAAAUGUGGUGGCAGUAUCUAAAACGUAUCCUAAAAUGGCCUUUCUUAAAGAAAAUAAUUUAUUCCCAAGAGAUCUUCGGAAAAUCGAUACUUCGUCAGUUGAUGUUGUACCACUGGUGGUAGUUAGAGCCCCUAGUAGUAUUCUAGUGAAUCUCUUGCACAUUAAGGCUAUUGUGAAAAAGGAUAGAGUGAUGAUAUUUGAUACGUCAACCCCUGCAAUUGCAUCCAAAUUGGGUCUCUUUAUGUAUGAUUUGGAAAUGAAAUUGAAGGCAAUCCCAACCACUUCAAGCCCAAUACCUUACGAAUUUAGAGCUUUGGAAUCGAUUCUUAUCUCGGUCAUGAGCUACUUGGAUGCUGAAUUGAAAAGUCAUUUAAACUCUUGUGGUACCAUUCUUGAUGAAUUAGAAGAUCAAAUUGAUAGAAAUAAACUUCGGGAACUUCUUAUUAAGCUGAAAAGUUUGGCAUCCUUUUAUCAAAAGGCAGUCUUGAUUCGUGAUGUAUUAGACGAAGUUUUAGAUAGUGACGAGACUUUGGCCGCCAUGUAUUUGUCUGAUACUAAACAUUAUGAUCCGUCAGUGGAAAACCCAACCGAUUACGCUGACUUGGAGAUGCUUUUAGAAGCCUACUACAACCAUUGCGACGAAUUUGUCCAACAAGCAGGCUCUCUUCUUAAUGAUAUUCGUGCUACUGAAGAGAUUGUCAAUAUUAUUCUUGAUGCCAAUAGAAAUUCGCUCAUGUUGUUUGAACUUCAAGUUACUGUCUAUACUCUCGGCUUCACAGUGGCAACACUCGUCCCUGCAUUCUAUGGUAUGAAUUUGAAGAAUUAUAUCGAAGACUCCGAAUUGGGGUUCGGUGCAGUGGUGGUAUUCCUGUUGAUUCAAGGUAUAUUGGUGACUCUGAUGAUGUUCCGUAAGUUGCGGAAAGUUCAGAAACUUACCAUGAUGGGUGGUGCUAGUAUGACUCCAAUGAAGCCUCAACAUAGAUUCAUGCCCUGGGAAACUUUCAAUAUAUGGGGCGAAAGAAAUGGCAUGCGGGAGUGGUUAAGUCAACGACACCGGUGGUGUCAUCGCUUAUUGUAUGGUGAACGUAACACCAAGUUCGACCGGCCAACUUCACGCGAGAAGGACGUGAUUUGGCGAAUGAUUAAUGACGAUAAGAAGAUGAGAUAG
This is a messenger RNA of [Candida] anglica, 1485 nucleotides long. Lineage: Eukaryota; Fungi; Ascomycota; Pichiomycetes; Serinales; Debaryomycetaceae. The record is from the annotation of a GenBank genome assembly.